Stylophora pistillata is the source of this 1172-nucleotide messenger RNA. RefSeq lists its product as uncharacterized. Lineage: Eukaryota; Metazoa; Cnidaria; Anthozoa; Scleractinia; Pocilloporidae. The record is from RefSeq and is a predicted model, not a curated record.
AUGGCCGCCUCGUCCGCAUCGGCGGGAAUUGCGGAAGUAUUGAUCAGCUUUUAUAGAUGUGGCGAGGAAGAUGCUUUUGAGAGACAUCGCAGUAGAAUUCCAAUCGGUAUAGACCAAAGAAAUCUAACGGACGCCAGGAAGCAUAUGAUCAACUUUCUUGGUAUUUCGCAAAUGGCUACGUCGCUGGGUAUGGGAAAUUUCGAGCUGAAACUGUACCGGCUGGCCAGGAGUGCUCACGGGAAAACGAAGAAUUUACGUAUCCUUACGCAACAACAGUGGGAGAUGGAAGUGCCACUCCUUGUUUCUGACGAAACCCAAAGUGAACUCAAUAUACAUGUGGUACAGAAAAUAAUUAAUUGGUCAGACAAGAAAAUGGUGCUUGUACCGGGUGUGAAGCAAACUCCUAAAGAACCUCUUGGUACUUCAACAAGUUCUUCAGAAGAUAAAGAUCCAGAAAUUGCCAUCAUAGACAAUGAGCCUGGAGCAUCAGAUUCUGCGAGAAAUAGAAGUAGGAAAAGAAGACAAGAAUGUCUGGAAGAUAAAGAACUAGUUCAAAAUAUUUUGCGAGACAAUAAAGUUGUGAGAAAUGUGCGUCAGAGGCAUGAAUUAGAUGAGCUUCAAGCAGACUUAGGGAAGCUUGCUGGAAGCUCAGCUCUUAAUGAGGUGAAAUUUACUUGUGGAGUCUGCAAGAAACCGUAUUUUAUCAGUACUAAGUCCAGCAGAACCACCCAAGGGAAGGUCAAUUACUUCAAAAUCACACAUUUCAAUAAGUGCCAAAGAAAUUACGAGAAAGCACAGCGUUUAGUGAAAAACAACCACACCCUGGACAGCCUUUGGAAAAAAGGAAAUUGUGAACGACUUUCUUCAGCAUCAAGCAGCAAUUCCAUGUCACAAGAUGAGCAGGAGGACUUUACUGGUGCUGAUGCCAUAGAAACAGGCUCUGACAAGUAAAAACCUUACUGAAGAAUAUAUUGUUGUAUAAAAGAACUUUUUUUUGGAUGAAAAUCUAGAUUAUUAUAGAACUCAUGCAUAGACAUGUCAUUACCAUGUACCAAUAGAUAAUAUUUGUUGUACACACAAAGAUUGUUUAGCUUUUUCCUUAGAUCUCAAAACCAAUGUCUUUGACCAGCAUUUGUAGUACUGCUGAUAGAGUCUUAAUGCAUAGUUUUUGU